Drosophila simulans is the source of this 624-nucleotide messenger RNA. RefSeq names its product histone H1. The coding region runs from base 40 to 609 and encodes 189 amino acids. Gene Ontology annotation, cellular component: nucleus; nucleosome. Lineage: Eukaryota; Metazoa; Arthropoda; Insecta; Diptera; Drosophilidae. The record is from RefSeq and is a predicted model, not a curated record. The transcript has a single exon. Gene Ontology annotation, molecular function: structural constituent of chromatin; double-stranded DNA binding; nucleosomal DNA binding. Gene Ontology annotation, biological process: negative regulation of DNA recombination; nucleosome assembly; chromosome condensation.
GCCGUUUUUAAGAGAAAAAAAGUGUUCUCAGUGAAUAAAAUGUCUGAUUCUGCAGUUGCAACGUCCGCUUCCCCAGUGGCUGCCACGCCAGCGACAGUUAAGAAGAAAGUGGUCCAAAAAAAGGCAUCUGGAUCCGCUGGCACAAAGGCUAAGAAAGCCACGGCGACGCCGUCACAUCCGCCAACUCAGCAAAUGGUGGACGCUUCUAUUAAAAAUUUAAAGGAACGUGGCGGUUCAUCACUUCUUGCAAUAAAAAAAUAUAUCACUGCCACCUAUAAAUGCGACGCCCAAAAGUUAUCGCCAUUCGUCCAGAAGUACCUAAAAUCGGCCGUGGUCAAUGGAAAGUUUAUCCAAACAAAGGGAAAAGGUGCAUCUGGAUCUUUCAAACUGUCGGCCUCCGCCAAGAAGGACAAGGAUCCGAAGGCAAAGUCGAAGGUUUUGUCUGCAGAGAAAAAAGUUCAAAGCAAGAAGGUAGCCUCUAAGAAGAUUGGUGUCUCCUCCAAAAAAACUGCCGUCAAGUACUCUUCCAUCCAUCGCGAGAGUCAAGCCGAUUAUAGUUUAGGCCCGUUAUAUCUGGCUCGUCAAACGACGAAGGCGGACCACCAUUGAGAAAAUGCGCCGGAG